This is a messenger RNA of Juglans regia (Persian walnut), 2604 nucleotides long. Its product is annotated as protein FAR-RED IMPAIRED RESPONSE 1-like. Gene Ontology annotation, molecular function: zinc ion binding. The record is from RefSeq and is a predicted model, not a curated record. The coding region runs from base 1 to 2364 and encodes 787 amino acids. The transcript is spliced from 5 exons. NCBI's taxonomy places the organism in Eukaryota, Viridiplantae, Streptophyta, Magnoliopsida, Fagales, Juglandaceae.
AUGCCUUUUCCGUCAUAUCCAGAUGGCGGCCAAUAUCCAACAAGCGCCGCUAUGAGUGGAGGAGAUGAUACAGAGGAAGCACCUCUAUGUAGAGAAACUGAUAUUCCAUGUACCUCUGGAAUAGGUGAAGAAAGCAAAGAAGAUAGACCAAAUUUACAAGAAACUGAGGAAGGCAUUGUUGGGACACCGCAGUUAGAGGAUGACGUUGGUGGUGAUAUGAUUGAAGAGCCAAAGUCGGGAAUGGAGUUUAAUUCUUUUGAAGAAUUAAUGGAUUAUUAUAAGCAAUAUGCUAAGAAAUCAGGGUUUGGGGUAAUGAUAAGAAGGACUGAUAAAGGGGAUGAUGGGACUGUCCGAUAUGCCACCCUUGGUUGUGCCCGUGGUGGGAAGGCCCGGAAUAGGACAUUGAAUGUCGCUAGACCACGUCCAACAGGAAAGACAGAGUGUAAGGCAAAGGUUAAUGCCUUAAAAGUUGAUGGAAAGUUCCGGUUGACAACAGUGAAUAAUCUCCAUAACCAUGGCCUUAGCCCAAAUAAAUCUCGCUUCUUCCGAUAUAAUAGAGAAGUGAGUGACUCUGUAAAAAGAGUCCUAGAUAUAAAUGAUAUGGCUGGGAUCCGAAUGAAUAAGAGUUUCGGAUCUCUCGUCGUUGGCGCUGGUGGAUUCGAGAACCUUCCAUUUUUAGAAAAGGAUUGUCGUAAUUAUAUCGACAAGGCAAGACAUCUAAGGCUUGGGAAAGGUGGUGCUGAAGCUCUUCGAGAGUAUUUUUGUAGGAUGCAGUAUAAAAAUCCUGGUUUCUUUGCACUGAUUGAUUUGGAUGAUGACGGGAGGUUAAGGAAUGUCUUCUGGGCAGACCCCCGUAGUAGGGCAGCCUACCAAUAUUUCGGGGAUGUGGUGACAUUCGACACUACAUACCUGACAAAUAGUGAGGAUACAGAGACCUUUGUGUGGUUAUUUCAGACGUGGUUGCAGUGUAUGGAUGGUAUCGCUCCGAAAGCUAUUAUCACCGAUCAGGACAGAGCGAUGAAAAAUGCAAUUGCUAUUGUCUUUCCUGAAAGCCGACAUCGACUUUGUUUGUGGCAUAUUCUGAAAAAAGUUCCCGAGAAGCUGUCCUCUUAUGCUUCCUACAAAAGUGGGAUGAAGAAUGCAUUGAUGAAAUGUGUGUAUGAUAUACAAACUGUUGAUGAGUUUGAGAAAUGUUGGGAUCAUUUUAUCACCUCUUACAAGUUGCAUGAGAACGCCUGGCUUUCAAGUUUAUACACUGAGCGUGAGUAUUGGGUGCCAGCAUUCUUGAAGGACUGUUUUUGGGCUGGGAUGAGUACAACGCAACGCAGCGAGAGCAUGAAUGCUUUUUUCGAUGGCUAUGUUCAUGCAAAAACAAACUUGAAAGAAUUUGUCGAUCAGUUUGAUAGUGCGUUGAAAAAAAAAGUUGAGAGUGAAAAUAACGCGGACUUCCAUUCAUUUAGCGUUACCAUUCCUUGCAUAUCUAGAUCUCCUAUCGAGAAGAGAUUUCAAGAACUGUACACAAAUGCUAAAUUUAGGGAAGUUCAGAUGCAACUUACUGGCAUUAUCGAUUUGGAUCCAGAGUUACUUAAGAGGGAUGGUGCAGUAAAGACCUAUCUAAUAGAGGACGAAGUUCGGGUUGAAGAGUUCAGUAAGUCUGUUACGUUUUCUGUGGACUUUAGUGAGGAAAAUGCAGAUGCUAAGUGUUCGUGUGGUUUAUUCCAGAUGAGGGGUAUAUUGUGCAGGCACAUUCUCGCUGUAUUUAAAUGUAACGGGAUAAAAUCCCUGCCAGAGAAGUACAUUUUAGACCGAUGGAGAAAGGAUAUCAAAAGGAGAUACACGUUAAUCGAUACCAGCUAUGACGCAGGGGAUCAACGGCCAGAUGCUUCCAGAUAUGCAAGUCUAUUAAAAAUCUGUUACCAAAUGAUUACUCAUGCAGCGGGUUCAAAAAAACAUACUGAGGAUGCCACACAUAAGUUACACGCAAUGAUUGAAUUAUAUACUGAGAAUCAAGAACCCCCAUCGAUUUCCCUCACUGGUUCGAAUGUUGGUUGUACUCAAAAUGACACAGGCACAGUGGGUAGCUCAAAACAAGUACUCAGUCCAUUAGUUGUCAGAGGGAAAGGCAGACCCCCAUCCCUGAGGAGAGCAUCCAGAAUGGAAAAAGAUAUGCGGAGAGUUAAAGGAAAGACAAAGAAAGUAGAAUUGAAACGGAAACAGAGAGAAGGCGGAGAUAUACCAGGGCAAGACACGUGCAGAAAUUUAUUUGGCCCAUCAGAGCUUGUCCAAGAGAAAUCCGUUAAUGUGGUUGGUGGAACCCAGCUCGGAGAAAGGAUGAUUGGGAGUCAAGAAAGUGGGUUGCGCUGACCUCUUGGUUAGCUUGCAUUCUGUAGCUGCCGAAAGUAAGCAUGAGAACUGUGUAUAGGAAGUUCUCAUGUUCAGAAAGGGGUGCUGUUGCGAAAGACCUUUCAAGCAACUCGUGAAACUUGUAAUGCAUUUUUGGAACAAUUGUCGUGGUUUUCCAAUAGGGGAGAGCUGCAGCUGCUGUUAUGAUCUUUAUUAUAUUUUUUUUUCUUCUUCCUUUGGUAGUUGUAGAAACAACUUGUG